GUGCUGAGGAGCACGGCCGCGGUCGCUAGGCGCGCAUAUCCCACGGAGAAGCUCAGGCCCGCCACGAGCGCGACGAGGAGAGCCCGGAGGGCCAUCGCCGAGCAGGUCAAGCAGCCGAGCAGCCCCGCGUCGAAGCCUGCGCGGUCGAUGUGCGCCCAACCAGUUCCGAAGCUGGUGAUGGAAGCCAGUCGGCUUCACGUGAAUCAGAGCAUCGAAGACGAGACCGCGACGACGGCCUUCAGAAUCAUCUCGGGCUCCUUCGAAUCCCAUUUCGACAAGCUCUUCGAGGACGCGCGGCAGUGGGAGGUCGUCGUGCUGAGUGACAUUGCCGACCGCGCCGACGGCGGGUACAUGAGGCUCCAGACGUACUUCGCAGGCAUGGGUCUUUUAUUCGCUGGAGUUUACUCGGCGCUUACGGUCGGUAAGUCCAUGAUCGCGGCGGUCCGCUGGGAAUGCGCGGGAUCGACCGGCUUGUGGACGGGGAACUUGCUUCUCGAGGAACUGAAUCGCCCAGUCAAGGUAUCUGGCGCGGCCGAGGAUGAUGCGGCACGGGCGCGUCGGGGGCUGGUCGUUGCUGAGUUGAAAGCGUGCAAGGAGAGAACCCGGAAGAUCCUGGAUGGCAUGCCGCGCUUCUUCCAGACCCUUGGCGACAUGCACGCUCGACUCUUGAAGAGCAGGAACUUGGCCCGCCAGCGCAUGGGCGACAUCUCCAUGACCGAGAUGGGCGAGGGCCACAAGGCUAUGGGCCUUGUCAUGUACGACAGCGCUCCUCACCACGUCCAGAGCAGAAUCACCGACAUGACGAUCUACCUGAGGUACUGCAUUGACCAUGCGGGCUCGCAGGCGAAUGGCAUGGCCGCCGAUCGGCGCGACGAGUUCACGGGUGGCAUGAUCAAGUUCGCUGGCCUCCAGCGCUUCACGGUUGGCAGCUGCUGGUCGAACUUCUCCGAUUCCUCAGUCGAAGCCCUCGCGACCGACGGGGGGCACGUGGACAUGAUCCGCAACGCUUUCGCCGAGUUCAAAGAUUAUGUAG
Molecule: messenger RNA, 1033 nt
Organism: Prorocentrum cordatum
Lineage: Eukaryota; Dinophyceae; Prorocentrales; Prorocentraceae
Source: the annotation of a GenBank genome assembly